Fundulus heteroclitus (mummichog) is the source of this 2765-nucleotide messenger RNA. Its product is annotated as voltage-dependent calcium channel gamma-4 subunit. The transcript is spliced from 4 exons. Bases 420 to 1421 code for a protein of 333 amino acids. Lineage: Eukaryota; Metazoa; Chordata; Actinopteri; Cyprinodontiformes; Fundulidae. Gene Ontology annotation, molecular function: voltage-gated calcium channel activity; channel regulator activity. Gene Ontology annotation, biological process: calcium ion transmembrane transport; neurotransmitter receptor internalization; positive regulation of synaptic transmission, glutamatergic. The record is from RefSeq and is a predicted model, not a curated record. Gene Ontology annotation, cellular component: voltage-gated calcium channel complex; AMPA glutamate receptor complex; postsynaptic density membrane.
UGGAUGCACCAUCCAUUGUGCGUUUUGAUGCCAAACAGUAAACUGUGCGGAGAGCGUCUCUCCAUCUGAUUAGUGCACAUCUUGUUUUUUUAUAUUUUUUUAAACGCCGGCAAUCCAUUGAUAAAACUUUACAGGAUCAUCAAGGGAUUUUUUUAUAUAUAUUUCCACCUGUAGCUGGACUGAUCGUCGCCUUCAGCGUAAUAUAAGAAGCUGUGCAGAUCUCAGCUCUGCGCGUCUCGAACAGAACUCCGAUUGAAGUUUGAGAGGGGAAAAAAAAAUAAAAUAAAAAAAAGGAAGAGUUAACCGAGAAAGGAUCGACUCUUGGCUUGGCAACAGCGAGUCUACAACAAGCAACAUGCACCUUUCGCUGCGUGCGUAAACCGCCGAGGAGGAGGAUGAUGCUCACAUUAUGAGACGCCAUGGCAUGGUGUGACCGAGGGGUUCAGACUUUGUUGGCCAUCGCGGGGGCCUUCGUCGCUUUCAGCCUUAUGACCAUUGCCAUCGGCACCGACUACUGGCUCUACUCCCGGGCGUACAUUUGCAACGCCACCAAUGCCAGCACCGACGACACCCAGAUGCAAACCAAGAAGGUGAGAGGGGACCUAACGCACUCUGGACUGUGGAGGAUCUGCUGCAUCGAAGGUAUCAACAAGGGAAGCUGCUUUUGGAUCAAUCACUUUCCAGAGGAUAACGACUAUGAUACAGACAGCUCAGAGUACAUCUUACGCAUAGUGCGUGCAUCAAGCCUGUUUCCAAUUCUCAGCACCGUCCUCCUGAUGUUGGGGGGCUUGUGUGUCGGGGUCGCGCGUCUAUACAGCAGGAAGAACAACAUCCUUCUCACGUCAGGCAUCCUGUUUGUGGCUGCAGGCCUAAGCAACAUCAUUGGCAUCAUUGUUUACAUCUCCAGCAACGCCGGGGACCCCAGUGACAAGAAAGACGAGGACAAGAAGAACCAGUACAACUACGGCUGGUCCUUUUACUUUGGCGCCCUCUCCUUCAUCGUGGCUGAGUCGGUGGGUGUUCUCGCCGUCAACAUAUACAUCGAAAAAAACAAGGAGACGCGCUUCCGAGGAAAACGAGACUUCAUCAAAACCACGUCAUCCUCCUCGCCAUACUCCCGCAUCCCGAGUUACCGCUACAGACGGAGGCGUUCGCGCUCCAGCUCGAGAUCGACCGACCCGUCCCGCGAGCCUUCCCCUGUGGGGAUUAAGAUCAGCAGCGGCCCCGGUGGGGGAGGGAUGGGGAUGGGUCUGCCGAUGGGGGACAUAUCCAUGUACGCUCUCAGCAGAGACCCUUUGAAGGGUGGAGGCGGGCCUGCCGGACCGUAUAGUCCUGAGAGGAACACUGGGUUUUUACAAGUGCACAACUGCUUCCAGAAAGAUGUGAAAAACGGGGCGAACCGAAGGACGACGCCCGUGUGAAGGUCUGCAGCGUGUUGUUGGUUCGAGCGGUGAGCUUUAUGGAGCACAUGAAAUGUUGUGCAGAUGUCAAGAGACAACAGUUUGCCAAGUGAUUGUUCAGGUUGUUGCGCUGACAGGUCAUUGCUGAUUUUCCAACGUGCUUCUGAGACAGAGAUGGGACUAUUUCCGCACCAAGAACAGAAGUAAGUUUGUUUCUGGAUUUAUCGAUUGUGUUCAAUUAGUGGUCGCAGAUAGAUGUAGGAUUGUUUAAUGAAAUUGAUUUUAAGAUAUUCUAACUGUUGUUUGAAAAGGCAACUUUUGCUUUGACGUGAAGCUUGAAGAAUGUUGUGUUUGCACAGCCAUUCUUUGAAGACCAUUAAUUCAUGAUGAAAGAAGUGACCUUUUCGGACUUAACUAUCGUUUUGAUUUGUAUUCAAAGCAUUGAGAUAUUCUUGUGUGUUUUUUCUGUUGAAAUACUGUUUUGGAAAUUAACCCCUUUCACUGUUGGAUGUAAUAUUAUUUGUCUCCAAUAAUUGGUUUGUUCAAAAUAAGUGAUUUGUGUGAUUGUUUGCUGUCAAAGACUUAUUAUACUGAAGUUAUUACUUAAGACAGACGGUGCUGACUUAUUUUCCUAGAUCUACGAUUAAAAUGCUUUCACUGUAUGUCAUGAAUCUUUAUCAAGCUUGAGCAUAAGUCAUGUGAUCAUUGUGUGCGUUGUAUGUGUGUGAGAGUAUGUGCUUGAAUGUUAUGUGGCUCAAAUACAGUACAGCUACAAGACACUAUGAAUUUGUGUAAAUAAAUGUAAGUGGAAAUACUCAUACUAAAAACAUGUACAUUCCAAUACACUGUGCAGAUAAUCAGUGUAAACGUUAUUUACAAAGACUGCCUGUGUAAUUUGCUCUCAAUGUGCUCAGGGAUGACACAGGGAACAAAUUAGUUCCUCACUUAAGCCAGACAGACUGUUACAAUUGUUAUGUGUAAAAAGAAAAAACCAUCAAGGAACAUGGUUUUAGUGUUAACAAAUGAAAAGAUAUUUAGGCUUUUUAAAAUGGGGUUGUGGAGGGUAUUUAGAGGUAACCAGUGUCUUACUUGCAGUAGAGCUAGGAGAAUAAAGGUGUGGGUCUGGGGAGCUCCUUAUACUAUGGAUACAAUAGGUAGCCUGUGCACAGCAAAAGUUUUUUCUUUGUUUGUUUGGUUUUUCAAAGAAGAUUAUGCCAAAUAAAAAAACAACACUCAUUUAAGUUAGGAAGAUAUAGAAGGACAUCUGUUUUAGACAUAGUUUUCGUAUGAAUCAAUUCAAUUUCAAGUCAAUUCAGUUUUAUUUGUAUAGCACCAAUUCUCAACACGUCAUCUCAGGGCACUUUA